ACACACCACCGUCAACACAUCACGGUCGCGCCGACACUCGCAGCAUCCGCUCUAGCACGCAAGCCCCCCGAAGACCCCGAGCACGAUCCGCCAUGGCCGACGCAACCGGAGAUGUCGCGGCAGAGUACGACCUGCUGCCCACCAUGAUCCCCAACCUGGAUCGUCACCUGGUCUUCCCUUUGAUCCAGUUCGUCGCCGGCCCGGAGGAGGAGCAGAGCGAGCAGGACAAGAAGCUCAAGUAUGAGCUGCUGAAGCCGACCAACAUGACCGACUACGUCGGCAGCCUGCACGCCGACAUCAACGGCCUGGCCGAUCCUGCGCCCGAGUUCGCCGACAAGCGCGAGGAGGUGCUGAAGAAGCGGGAGCAGUUCGAGGAGGACACCAGCAAGAUCCUGAGCCUGUUGGACGAUGAGAGCGUCGUCAACAACCUGCGCAGCGACAAGGUUGCCAACUUGAACUACCUCAAGGACAACCACGGCGUCACCAACGAGAUGGUCGACGCGCUGUACGACUUCGGCCAGUUCCAGUACAGCUGCGGUGACUACGACCGCGCCUCCGAGCUGCUCUACAGGUUCAGGGUUCUGUCGACCGACAACGACAAGUGCGCCGACGCCACCUGGGGCAAGCUGGCCAGCAACAUUCUCACCACCGACUGGGAGACCGCUAUGGAGGAGGUGCAGAAGGUCAAGGACAACAUCGACGCCAGGCUGUUCAACAACCCGCUCGCGCAACUCAACCACCGCACCUGGCUCAUCCACUGGUCGCUCUUCCCCUUCUUCAACCACGAGCCCGCUCGCGACACUCUCACCGAGCUGUUCUUCUCGCCCGCCUACAUCAACACCAUCCAGACCGCCUGCCCUUGGGUCCUCCGCUACCUGACUGCCGCCGUCAUCACGAACCGCACCCGCAGCCGGACCUCGAACCAGUACCAGAGGCAGCUGAAGGACCUCAUCCGCAUCGUCAAGCAGGAGGGCUACGAGUACCACGAUCCUCUGACCGACUUUGUCAAGGCGCUGUACAUCGACUUUGACUUUGAGGAGGCGCAGAAGAAGCUCGGCGAGACCGAGGAGGUCCUGAGGAGGGAUUUCUUCCUUGCCGCGGCGGCCGAUGCUUUCGUCGACUCCGCCAGGCAUUUGAUCUCCGAGUCGUACUGCAAGAUCCACCAGAGGAUAGACAUCAAGGACCUUUCUGCUCGCCUUGGCCUGAGCCAGGACGAGGGUGAGAAGUGGAUCGUCAACCUCAUCCGCGACACGCGCGUCGACGCGAAGAUCGAUUACCAGGCCGGCACCGUCGUCAUGAACCACCCGCCGCAGUCUGUAUACCAGCAGGUGAUUGAGCGCACCAAGGGUGGCUUCUUCAGGACGCAGGUCCUCAGCGCUGCCGUCGCGAAGUGAGGGGCGGUUUCUCUUUGAGCAUUGGGGAGAUGUUGGGUCAUGGUUAUCCGGCGUCGAGGCGCUCUCGAUGAUAUUCCUGGGCUGGUCUUUGCACGCAGCGAGGCCGCAAAAGUUUGAGACGGGGCGGAUAACGAGGAAAGACGGAGAGCCGGCCGUUCGAGGUUGAGCAUGUUUAUGUGACAUAAAGCCCCGCUUGGAAGCGGGGUCUUCAGGCAACGGAGGGUUUCUGGCAGUGCAUUUGCAUGAACCAACGUGUUUCACGAGCAGUUGCACGUAGAGUGUUUUAGAAAAGAAUCAGACGCCGUUCAUGACGAG
This is a messenger RNA of Aplosporella prunicola CBS 121167, 1709 nucleotides long. RefSeq lists its product as uncharacterized. The record is from RefSeq and is a predicted model, not a curated record. Lineage: Eukaryota; Fungi; Ascomycota; Dothideomycetes; Botryosphaeriales; Aplosporellaceae. Bases 93 to 1394 code for a protein of 433 amino acids. The transcript has 2 exons. Gene Ontology annotation, biological process: translational initiation. Gene Ontology annotation, molecular function: translation initiation factor activity. Gene Ontology annotation, cellular component: eukaryotic translation initiation factor 3 complex; nucleus; cytoplasm.